Molecule: messenger RNA, 2037 nt
Organism: Chara braunii
Lineage: Eukaryota; Viridiplantae; Streptophyta; Charophyceae; Charales; Characeae
Source: the annotation of a GenBank genome assembly
UCAUCACCAGCUUUUCCAUCUCCACCACCAUCGUCAGGAUCUUCAUCGUCUUCACCCUCCUCCUCAUCAUCACCAGCUAUUCCAUCUCCAUCACCAUCGGCAGGAUCUUCGUCGAUGUCAAACUUUUCGUGGAUGAUUGCGCGAUCUGUGAGGAUAUGGCCUUUCCGUGCGUUGAGCCCGUCAGCGGCUUGGAAUUUGCAUGGAUUUCACCGAAAUAGGAUCCCGAUCUCGCUCUCGGCCGCUACCGGAGCUGCUCCUGUGUCAGUGAGGCACUCUGUCCCGCAUUCGGGAUUCGAAUGGAGAUGCUGUUGUCUUCGCCGCGACGAAGACACGAAGAGAAAGCGCCAAGAAGGCAGUUUCGUCGCGGCCCACAGCAGCUUGCCACGUGUCCGAGCGGUCGCUACCAACGCAGCCGUGGCCGUUGCGGGUGAUGUAGCCCCGAAGGCGGCCUCCACGUGUCGGCCCCUGGGGAACUCCUUAAGUUUCUGUAUAGUCGGGAGCGGUCCUGCGGGCUUCUACACGGCAGAGCGGCUGCUGAAAAGUUACCCGCAUGCCACGGUCGACAUUGUUGAGAAGCUCCCCUCUCCAUUCGGCCUCGUCAGGUCAGGUGUUGCUCCAGAUCACCCUGAGACCAAGGCUGUGAUUAAUCAGUUCUCAAGGUUGGCGAGUGUUGAGCGCUGCAAGUUUUGGGGAAAUGUACAAGUUGGACGUGAUGUGUCUGUGGCAGAGUUGCGGCAAUAUUAUAAUGCCGUUGUGUUUGCCUACGGUGCCGAGGGCGACAAGACACUUGGAAUCCCCGGAGAGGAUUACAAGGGAGUGGUCUCCGCACGCGAGUUUGUAUGGUGGUACAAUGGUCAUCCGGAGUAUGCAGGCUUACCGAUUGAUUUGACGGGCACAGACACUGCAGUUGUCCUUGGACAGGGAAAUGUGGCCCUUGAUUGUGCAAGGGUGCUCUUGCGCGAUGUUGAUGAGCUUGCCAAGACUGACAUCGCUGAGCAUGCACUGGAAGCGUUGAGAGAGAGCAGGAUACGCACAGUGUUAUUGGUGGGGAGGCGAGGACCAGCUCAGGCAGCGUGCACAGCCAAAGAGCUGCGUGAAGUACUAGGACUCAGAAGCAUACGGGUACUUGUGAAGCUCAGUGACACGAGUCUUACUGAAGUGGACCAGGAGGAGCUCAAGAACAGUCGCAGCCGUAGGCGAGUGCAUGAGCUGUUUGUGAAGGCAGGCAAUGAGAGUGGAAAUGCUGCCGAUACAGAUCGUCAGAUCAACUUCACUUUCUUCAGGGCCCCCAAGGAAAUUCUUGGGAAGCAAAUUGAAGGUGGGCACUGUGCUGAUGGCCUCCGGUUGGAGCGGACCAUGUUGCAAGGAGGAGGUGGAGGGAAACCGCAAAGAGCUGUUGGAACCGGUGAGAUGGAGGAUCUCCCAUGUGGGCUGGUGUUGAGGAGCAUUGGUUAUAAGUCCCUGCCACUUCCUGGGCUUCCAUUUGACAAUGCUAGAGGUAUUGUGCCGAAUAAGGAAGGUAGAAUAAUUGGCGAGGGCGAGGAAGGAUCGGACAAGUAUGAGAGAGGGAUGUACGUUGUUGGUUGGGUGAAGAGAGGACCUACUGGCAUAAUUGGCACCAACCUUGUGUGUGCUGAUCAAACGGUUGCCUCGAUCGCGGAAGACGAGAAGCAAGGGCUCCUUCCCAGUACUGAAUCCAAUAAAGGCACAAUUGGCUUGAUGCAGUUGCUGUCGCAUCGCCAGACUCAAGUGGUUGACUUCGAGGGUUGGAACAAAAUUGCCCGUGAGGAAGUGAGAAGGGGUGCUCUGAAGGGGAAGCCAAGGGAGAAAAUUUUGUCGAUCGAGGAGAUGCUGAAGCUGUCUCGAGCGGACUGAGUGCGGUGAGCAGAGUCCUUUGGUGCCCACUCCAUCCAUUUUAGUGGAGGAUGGAAAUUCAUUCAGUGGACUACAUUGUGUUGUGGCGAUACGCUUGCUAUUGCGAUGACAUUUGACGUUGCUGGAUGGAUGAGUAGCUGUGAGUAAAAGUCAUACAAGCAG